AGUAGUCAUCCUCGCGUAGUUCUGAGGAAUAAAUCUUUCAUAUCCUGUUCCUUUACAACAUUUUUCUAUUUUCAUUUCGCUCAUAAGACAGACGGCUGGAGAACAAACAGCGCAUGUGGCAGCAGCUUUAUAUCCAAGCUUCGUUUGCGUCAGCACGUCGGAACCUUUAACGGUCGUCACGUCGUGCGUCAGCUGGCUGGGUGUUUUGAAAGGAGAUGGCUGGUUAGUAGGAGAGACACUGGGAUUAUACCACAGCGGAAACCGUAGCCAGACAGCAGCAGUCAGGCCCAAGCAUCUCGAGCGGAGGCAGAGCAGAGGAAGAUGAGCCUGCAUGGUGCCAGGGGCUGUGACCGUUCACGUGACCGCCGCCGCUCAAGUGACCGCUCCAGGGACUCUUCAGAGAGAGAAGGCCAGCUAACUCCCUGCAUUCGUAACGUCACUUCACCCACCCGCCAAUACAACAGUGACCGUGAACGGGAUGGUGGGCCGUCCUCGAGGCCCAGCAGUCCCCGGCCUCAGAGGAUCUCACCCAGCGGCUCCAGCAGCAGCGGGGUGGUGAGCAGUCGCAACAGUAGCUUGUCAAGUACUGAAGGCACUUUCAAAAGCUUGGGAGUUGGAGAGAUGGUUUUCGUCUACGAGAACGCUAAAGAAGGAGGCGCAAGUGCCACCGUUGGAAACCGAAACAUGAGGACUUCAGAGAGAGUCACUCUAAUCGUUGACAACACGCGCUUUGUCGUAGACCCUUCCAUCACCGCACAGCCCAAUACCAUGUUGGGCAGAAUGUUUGGAUCCGGCAGAGAACACAAUUUUACACGGCCCAAUGACAAGGGCGAGUAUGAGGUGGCGGAGGGCAUUAGCUCAACGGUUUUCCGAGCAAUUCUGGAUUACUACAAAUCUGGGAUUAUCCGUUGCCCUGAUGGAAUCUCUAUCCCUGAGUUGCGGGAGGCUUGUGACUAUCUAUGCAUCUCCUUCGACUACAGCACCAUCAAAUGCAGAGACCUCAGUGCCCUGAUUCAUGAGCUGUCCAACGACGGAGCUCGGCGUCAUUUGAGUUUUAACCUUGAGGAAAUGGUCCUGCCGUUGAUGGUGACCAGCGCUCAGAGUGGAGAGAGGGAGUGUCACAUUGUAGUCCUUACUGAUGACGACGUGGUGGACUGGGACGAAGAGUAUCCACCUCAAAUGGGGGAAGAGUAUUCACAGAUUAUUUACAGCACAAAACUGUACAGAUUUUUCAAGUACAUUGAAAACCGAGAUGUUGCCAAAUCAGUUUUAAAGGAGAGAGGAUUGAAGAAAAUAAGACUGGGCAUUGAAGGUUACCCGACGUAUAAAGAGAAGGUGAAGAAACGGCCGGGCGGUCGUCCGGAGGUCAUUUACAAUUACGUCCAGAGGCCCUUCAUCCGCAUGUCCUGGGAAAAGGAGGAGGGCAAAAGCCGCCACGUAGACUUUCAGUGCGUGAAGUCGAAGUCCAUCACCAACUUGGCAGCAGCCGCUGCGGACAUCCCCCAAGACCAGCUGGUCGUGAUGCACCCUGGGCCCCAGGUGGACGAACUGGACAUCCUCCCCAAUCACCCACCGAGUGGGAUUCACUACAGCAACAACUACAGCAACGAGCCCGAUCCUGAUGCACCUUCACCUGCUGUCUGAGGACGCUCCUCUCUCAAUGCCUCUGCCCCCCCCCCCCCCCCCCCCCCUUCUCGUCCCACUCCCAGCAUGCUGCAGCAUGGAGCGCCAGGGGCACCAUAACCAUAUUGCCUUGACACCUCCUUUGCAGCCUUAGAGCCUCAAGAACCUUGGAUGACUGUAGAAAAAGAAACGAGGAACACAAGACUGGUGAAAGGAAGACUUCACUGUUGUUUUCAUUUUGUUUUUUACUUGACCAAAGGAAUUUAUUUUUAUUUGGUGGAAAAAUUGUUCAAACACAUAGUAUUAACAUUAUUAUUUACAUGCGUUAUUGUAUACUUUCAUUUGACGGGUUUGGCCGAGCACUCUUGCGGUGUGAUUAUUUUUAUCACAAAUUUUUACUUUGCGCAUAAUUUUAAUUUUUAUCAUGGGUGGCCUAACUACUAAAAUGUGCUUUGGGAAGGAGAUACAAGAUUUACAAGGAAACAUUGUGGUCAUGAAGAAAAUCAGCUAUCACCUCUUAAGUGUCAUGAUCUGGUGCCGAACUCCUCUCAGACGUCUGUGAAUCUUGUGACGGCGACAUGUAGUCACCGGGCGGAUCUGAUACGUGAAGUUACGCUCCUCCCACAGCCAAGUCAUUAAGCAGAGCACAGGCUGAUGUGGUCGAAGUCUUUUUGUUCAAAGCUUGAAAUUGUUGUUUGAAAAUAAAACAUAAAAUCAUCAAAUAAAGAGGAAAAA
Salarias fasciatus (jewelled blenny) is the source of this 2358-nucleotide messenger RNA. RefSeq names its product BTB (POZ) domain containing 10b (gene btbd10b). NCBI's taxonomy places the organism in Eukaryota, Metazoa, Chordata, Actinopteri, Blenniiformes, Blenniidae. The record is from RefSeq and is a predicted model, not a curated record. Gene Ontology annotation, molecular function: protein binding. Gene Ontology annotation, biological process: positive regulation of phosphorylation. Gene Ontology annotation, cellular component: cytoplasm.